AGAGAGAGAGAGAGCAGCUCUUCAUAACACCGGCCCCCAGCGGCUCACAGAUAAAGCAGAAGAUGAUGCAGAUCUGUGAUCAUAAACUCAUAUUUCUCCUGCUCAUCAUGUCAGUGUUGGCAUGGGAGACGACGGAGAUCUCCACUUUCACUGGUCAUGAAGGAGGACAAGUUGAAAUACGCUGUCCUUAUGUGUCUAAAUAUGAAACAUAUGACAAAUAUUUCUGCAGAGGAGGGUGUCCAUCACUACUUAUUAAAGACAAAGUUGUUGAAUCUGGAUCUCCAGCUAAAGACGAGAGAUUCUCUCUGACCGAUAACAGAACGGCCCACAUCUUCACCGUCACCAUCACUGAUCUGAGAACAGCAGAUGAAGGCCAAUACUGGUGUGGUGUGAAGACAGGAUGGGGAAAUUAUGAUAACAAAACAGAGAUUCUUCUGGAAAUUAAACCAGUGUCUGUCGUGUAUGGAGUGACCGGACAUCAUCUGAACAUCUCCUGCCGUUAUAACAGAGACGUGAAGAACAAGAUCAAGUUCAUGUGCAAAGGAAGCGACCCGUCGAUCUGUGAGACGUCGGCUGUCAAAGUUUCCUCACAAACAAACAGUAACGGCAGAUUCUCUCUGAGGGAUGAUGAAUCUGCAGGAGUUUUUACUGUGACCGUCACUGAGCUGACACUAGAGGAUUCUGGGAUAUACUGGUGUGGAGCGAGAGGACUCAAGAACAAGUGGAUUUCAGCGACACAUCUGAAGAUUAAUAACUGCACACCAGCGAAGACGUCACCGAAACCAACCACAACAGCAACAGUUUACACCAGCAAACCAGCGGCUGAAGAGAGUGUAUCUACCACACCCGUCACAUCUGUGUUUCCUCUAUCGUCAUCAACAACUUCACCUUCAGUGUUACUGAACCAAUCCCCAUCUAAUAAUAAUGAGUCACCUCAACCAGGAUCAGGUUUUACCGUGUUCAUCAUGUUGGUGGUCAUAGGGAUCCUGACAUGCUUUGGAUUCUCACUGUUUAUGUACUUCAGAUUGAGACAAAAGAAAGAAGGAAAGCAGCCCAGAGAUGUCAACCAAGGCCCGCCUAAGCCUCUGCCCAACAGAGAUAUGAAACCAAACAGAGAAGUCACUAAUAGUGUCUCUGAUUAUGAUGAUAUCGGUAACACACUUGAUCAUCCUGACUACAGUUUGGUCACCCCUGUUUAUGCUUUAGCUCAAUUACCCAGCAGCCCCUCUGAUAAUCUCACCUACUCCACCAUCGAAUUUUCAUCUCAUCUGUCAGACAGGACUUCUGACGGGCAGGAUACUAGUGACUACGCCGUCGUUAGACCAUAAAACACUGUGGACAUUCAUGCAUGAACACUCAAACCUGAAUCACGCCUCACUUAAAUGGCAGCUAGUGGUGGAAACAGGUACUGCAGUCCAAGUCAUAAUAUGGAAGAUCGUGGUUUCUCCCACCGCCUGCUCCUCAGGCUCGACGACGCUCGCGGACUGCCAAUUUGAGCACACACAACAGGAACGCGCGCAAUGGACGAUUAAAAUUAGCAAAUUGUUAAUUAUUUUUGGAAAUAGGCUCAUUUGACAAUUUUACUCAUUUCAGCCGAUCUCCGGUUCUGGCGGUACCAC
Pimephales promelas (fathead minnow) is the source of this 1619-nucleotide messenger RNA. The record is from RefSeq and is a predicted model, not a curated record. NCBI's taxonomy places the organism in Eukaryota, Metazoa, Chordata, Actinopteri, Cypriniformes, Leuciscidae.